AUGGUGGCGGCAUCCACGACUGAAUGCGGCGAGUGCUCGGCUGCGGCCAAGUACACGUGUCCCGCGUGCGGCGUGCGCACCUGCUCGCUCGCAUGCACCAAGGCUCACAAGACCGACACCGCCAAGCAUCCGUGCGGUUCCAGCGCAGCCACACAUGCCAACGGCCCAAGCACCAGCUCUGUCGCCAAAAAGGAUGCGAGCACGACCGGAGGUUACGUUUCCAUGUCCGAGUACGGCGAGACGCACAUGAUGCAGGACUACCUCUUUCUCUCGGCCAUUUCACGCACCACCGCCGAAGCGGGGCGUCGCAUCGUCGACAUGAAGCUCCUCCCACCUUCCGCCGCCGCUGCUGGUGCUGGGGGGAACGAAUCAAGGGCCGCCGCGGGACCGACGCAGCAGAGGGGGAUGACGAAUGCGCAGCGCCAGCGCGAGCAGCUACUCAAGCAACUCCACUACCGCCGGCUGCGCGUCAUGGUGCUACCGGACGGCAUGGCGCGUCGCAAACGCAACCAGUCGGGCUUCAACCCCAAGUCGAAGCGCUUCGAACUCAGCGCGCUGCUGCGUCUUCCUCUUCAUCUCGACGCGCAUGCCAAGGGCAAGGCGAAAGCCGACGCGCACGAGGCCGCGCAAAACGGUAACGACGAGAGGGAGAGCGAAGGGUGGAUGGUGCAUCGACAGGACGCCGAGCGCAACGUGGCCGACGUGGUGCUGGCCGAACUCGAACGCCGCUCGUUUGCAAGUCGCAAGGAAACGCUCAAGGCGAAAGACGCGCUCGGUGUUGCGCACAAGUCGUGGCUCGUGGCGGUAACAGUGUUGGAGACGGCGCGGUUGGUGGUGCCGUCAGCGCGGCGGUGUGCAUGGGCGGAUCAGCAGUGGGUGGCGUUGGAUGCAUGGCCGAGCGAAUGGGUAGUGCAUGUACCCGCCUACUCUGCGCGGCUUACCAACGAGAGCACCACGCGCUAUCUCGACUGGUGGACACGCAAGCGGCGGUGGGAGGAGGCGAAUCCGGAGCUUGCAGCCGAGCAGAAGCUCCAAGCAUCUCGACCGCGCCACGACAGCCCACCGUCCGCACCGCAGCCGGAACCGUUGGAGCCACGGAUAAUGGAACCGCCAGUGGGGGAGGGGAUUGUGUCCGGUAGCUUGCUCUCGAUGCUCUCGCAGCGUUUGGGUCGUGCGCCUCCUGAAGCCGGCCCAGCCUCACCUGCGCCCGCGCAAGAAGUGGAGCCAAAGGAGGAGGACAAGGCGGCACAAGCCAUCACGGCACGCAUCUGUGCUCCGGAUACGAUGACACUUACGGCGCUGCUCGAGCAGCUACCCGAGGGAUAUGCGGUGGUCGAGUUUCCCGAACUGCGCGUCGUGCCCACCGCCCACCCGGCGCCACACGCUGUCGAUCUCACCCCGCGCCAGCAGCCAGCGACACAGCAACACGCACAGCCACGCGCGACUCGAGCGGUUGCCGUGGGCGCCAAACCACUAGGUGCACUGCUGGCGAGCUACGAUUCGGACUCGAAUGAUGACGAUGGUGACGACGAUCAUACUCACGCACAGCCAGACGCACACACGGACAAGUUCGAGACACACGAUUGGGAGGGCGGGGCUUCGCUGGCGGCGCUCGCAUCGGUGCAUGGCUUUGUACAACCCACGUCGUGA
Moesziomyces antarcticus is the source of this 1650-nucleotide messenger RNA. RefSeq lists its product as uncharacterized. Gene Ontology annotation, biological process: maturation of LSU-rRNA from tricistronic rRNA transcript (SSU-rRNA, 5.8S rRNA, LSU-rRNA); box C/D snoRNP assembly; snoRNA localization. Lineage: Eukaryota; Fungi; Basidiomycota; Ustilaginomycetes; Ustilaginales; Ustilaginaceae. The record is from RefSeq and is a predicted model, not a curated record. The transcript has a single exon. Gene Ontology annotation, cellular component: nucleus; pre-snoRNP complex. Bases 1 to 1650 code for a protein of 549 amino acids.